AUGCUCAAUUUAUCGACAAAAUUCCAAGGAUGCACCAAGUAUACAAAGUGGAAAAAAUGGCAAUUGUUUCAUGCUACGGAUUUUCAAUCAUUGAUGUAUCCCUGCUUCACCUUCUGCAAUAUUCUUGGAAUAUUCCCAUACAAAAUCAACGGUUCGACUUUCGAAACUUCUAAACAGCAUUACGUAUUAUCAACUGUCGUCCUCUGUAUUCUCUGCAUUUACGAGUUAGAAGUGCUUUAUGAGAUUGACAUUGCUGGAACGAUCAAAUUCAGAGGAAUACCUAAGGCACUUGAGCGUAACUGUUUUUAUAUACUCGGUAACUUUAUCGCGGUCAUUACAUACAUUUUAAGCGGUCGUCGAAUGCACUUGCUCCAGACUAUAAUGAAUAUCUCCUCAAAAUUGCCUACAAAUUCAUAUCAAAAGCUGUCUAGAUUAAUCCAUGCUAAGGAUAUCUUCGGUUUCAUCUAUUUAAUCGGACUAACGAUGUUCUAUUGUUAUACGUUGGAUUCCAAUAAUUGGCACAGAGCGUUUGUACCGUAUCUUAAUCUGAUAGUGUUUCAGAUGGAUAUGCUAUAUAUGAAUUGUGUUUGUGUAUUAAAAGCUUGUUUCAAAAGAAUUGACGAUAAUCUGAUAAAUCUGCAAAAGCAUGUGAUAAACGAUAAGCCAUCUCUCCUGAAGCGAAUCUAUUACGAGUGUAGAAAUCCAUUUCUAUUAAUGGAACUCAAUGUUUUAAAGAAACAGCAUCUGGUGAUCAGCGAUACAGUGCAAAUGCUAAACGUGAUUUUUUGUCUGCAACUCCUUGCUACUACAGUUAUGACAUCUACCGAACUCACUUUCUAUCUGUAUUUUUAUAUAGUGCAUUGGAGAAGUGGCACGUUAAUGAAUCAUCUGGGCAACGAGAUUUAUGAUAUAUAUUUGUUAGUGAUUAUGACAUAUUACUCUAUAAAAAUAGGGUUGAUGGUAUGGGCCUGUGAAACCGGUAAAAACCAGGCCACGAAAAUUGGCACCACCGUUCAUGAUCUACUUAACAAUAUUUCAAAUGCGCAAAUAAAAAACGAGUUGCAUCUGUUUUCCUUGCAAAUAAUGCACCGCGGAAAUGCAUUCUCCGCGAAGGGUUUUGUUAUGGAUGCUACUCUUCUCACUGCAAUAGUGGGUAACGUAACUACAUAUGUACUAAUUUUAUUACAAUUCUUGCUUACCACACCAGUUUGCAACGGAGGGUUAGCAAGUAAUGACACAGAAAUAAUUUUCUAA
Messenger RNA from Trachymyrmex cornetzi, 1254 nucleotides. RefSeq lists its product as uncharacterized. Gene Ontology annotation, biological process: chemosensory behavior; sensory perception of taste; male courtship behavior. NCBI's taxonomy places the organism in Eukaryota, Metazoa, Arthropoda, Insecta, Hymenoptera, Formicidae. Bases 1 to 1254 code for a protein of 417 amino acids. The record is from RefSeq and is a predicted model, not a curated record. The transcript is spliced from 3 exons. Gene Ontology annotation, cellular component: dendrite; axon; membrane.